Molecule: messenger RNA, 2237 nt
Organism: Stegodyphus dumicola
Lineage: Eukaryota; Metazoa; Arthropoda; Arachnida; Araneae; Eresidae
Product: 5-formyltetrahydrofolate cyclo-ligase-like
Biological process (GO): tetrahydrofolate interconversion; folic acid-containing compound biosynthetic process
Cellular component (GO): mitochondrion
Molecular function (GO): 5-formyltetrahydrofolate cyclo-ligase activity
Source: RefSeq, a predicted model, not a curated record
UCCUGUUUGUUUAGUAUCGUAUUUAUUUUCUGAGUGUGCUAGGAAAGUGUGUAUAUGCUUCUUAUUUAAGUCUUGGAAUAGCAAAUUUUCUUCAUUCAGAUGUAAGUGAACUGUAAAAUUUAACGUUUGUAUCCUUCUCAAGCAGAAUCCUUCCUGGUAGAAGUAUUUUAGAAAUGUUUGAUGUACCAUCUGCACACGAGAGAGUAGUGUAGUCAAAGAAUGUCUGUACAUAUUCUUUGGUGUAGUAGUACCAGAGUGCCUGAGUCAAGCAACAGGCACUUGGGUUCGCCAGAACCAAACUUUCUCAUUACUAACGUAUAUUUUUUCUCAGGAAGAAAGCUACGAAAAUGCUGUUUUGCAAAGCUGCAUUGACAAUAAAUUAACUUCGUCGGAAACAGUCAGGGACUGCUAUUCAUACUGUCUUGAACUGAUUACUGAUAGAAUACUACCUGCAAUUCAACGAAAUUUGACGGUGUCGGCUGCGUUGUAAGGGUCGUUGAAGGAACGUGGAUCAUUGGUGUGUUCCUGAGAAAAACAAAAGAUUUCUGACUGAAAAUAUGUCCGAAAAACAAUAGAUCUGCGGCGACCUUGAUACCCCUAAUUAAAAAGCACGUGGCUGAGGGAUCAACCAUCAUAACUGAUAAAUGGCGGGCCUACUCAUCUUGAGCCAGGAAUUGAUAUUAUGUGCACCAGACCGUCAAUCAUUCUACCAAUUUUUUUAAUCCUGUAACUGGUGCACAUACCCAGUCCAUAGAGUCAAACUGGAGGCCUCUAAUAGUGAAACUGCAAAUAAGUGGCAUUCACAAUAAAAAACCUGGCAGAUCACCUGCUAGAAGUCAUAAUAAUAAUGAUCCAUUCACAGAAAUUCUGAAUGCAAUCAAGAACUGUUUUCCUGUUAUAUAACAGGUCUCCCGCAAUUUCCUUAACAGCACAGUUUUUUGAAGAAAAAAAAAAAAGGCCCUUUUCAGAGCCAUACAAAUUUAACAAAAGAGAUAUGAAAAUUUCAAUGGCUUUGCGAACAGCUAAGAAAGCUCUCAGAUUACAACUUAAGCAAAAACUGAAAAGUAUGUCUGAUGCAGAUAAGCACCGGCAAUCUCAACUAGUAACUACAAAGUUAUUUCAGAACAAGCGCUAUUUAAACAGCCAACGGAUAAGUGUCUAUUUAAGCAGAGAUAUUGAAGUUGAUACAAGACCUAUUUUAGAAAACAUAUUUAGCUCUGGGAAGGAAUGCUUCAUUCCAAGAUAUGACUCUAAAAGUACACACAUGGUGAUGCUGAAGCUCAAAUCACUGGAGGAAUAUGAAAAAAUGCCACUUACAACAUGGAAUAUAAAACAGCCUGAUGCAGAGGAUGAUGACAGAGAAAAUGCUUUAUUAACAGGUGGUUUGGAUUUAAUUAUAGUUCCUGGAAUAGGCUUCACCAAAGAAGGUCAUCGCAUUGGCAAUGGUAAAGGCUAUUAUGAUGUUUAUAUUAAGAAAUGUCAAGAAAUUUUAGGUACUAAAGUUUCAACAAUAGCAUUAGCUUUUCAAGAACAAAUUGUGCCUUACAUACCUACUGAUGAACAUGAUAUGAUGAUAGAUGAAGUUCUUUAUCCAGAGGAAGCUGUGUAGCUUUUCUUUGCAGGCAUAGAAAGAUAGGUACUUACAUAUUAUCCCGUCAACCAUGAAACUGUCACCAAGCAGUGCAGUUUAGUGCCACUUGUGGAUAAGUACAGGGGUUGGGGGAAAAUAUGGAAAAAACUCGUAAAAUGCACGUUUGAACUGAAAUGUUUGUUCUUGCAAAAGCUUUCGGUGGCACUGAUUUGUUUGCUAACGCCACUUACACAACAUCUUCAAUACGUUGCAAGUGUCAUUCAUUAUCAAGACAGUGACAGUGUGUGAGUGCAUCAUGUUAAAGCUUAAUGAAUUCGAAUAUUGGCAACUAGUUGGGGCUGGUAUGGUGGGUGCUUCUGUAACCAAGGCAGUUGAUGUGUUUGGUUUUUCAAAAGGCACAGUAUCUAAGACUUUUAACUCAUACAUGAAAAUCGGAAAAACCUCAUCCACUAAAUCACAGCGCUGACGAAAAUCUGUUGUAUGAUCAUAUCAGAUGAUCAUUGAAGGGGAGUGUGAUGAAAAAUUAGAGGUUAGGUUAGGUUAUUUAAUUACGGCAAAGCCUCGAGGGCCAUCUGCCUAAGGGAAGGAAUGCCUUUGUGGAGGGCUUUCUGAAGGAAACUGGUUUGUGUACGCGUUACACAUGGGG